Parnassius apollo (apollo) is the source of this 1053-nucleotide messenger RNA. The record is from the annotation of a GenBank genome assembly. NCBI's taxonomy places the organism in Eukaryota, Metazoa, Arthropoda, Insecta, Lepidoptera, Papilionidae.
AUGUACUUGGUAUUGCUGAACGUGCAAGGCGGUAAUGGCGGCGAGUAUGGCGCAGGCGCUGCGGCGCUCAGUUCGGGCUCGGCGUCCUCCGGCGCGCAGUCGCCGGCGUCGCCCCCGCACGCGCACUUGCCGCUGGCGCCGCACGCGCACGCUCACGCACACGCACACGCGCACGCGCACACGCACGCGCACACGCACGCUCACGCCGCGCACCAGUCGCCGCGGCUGCGUGCCAAAGAAGAGGACCUGUCCGCGCACGGACGCGCCAGUGCUGAUGGCGGCGGGUCGUCGGAGUCGGAGGGUGAGUGCGGUGCAGCGCGUGGACGUGCUCAGUACGUCAGCGCGAACUGCGUCGUGUUCACGCACUACGCAGGCGACGUGGCGGCGGUUGUGGACGAGCAUUUCGCGCGCGCACUCGCCGUCGACAAGCCUAAAGAGAGCGUGCCGCUGGCGUCCCGCAACCUGCCCGCGUCGUUUUUCAACGCGGCGGCGUGCGGCGGGGCGGGCGGUGGCGGCGGGGCGGGCGGCGGCGCGUCCUGCGGGCUGGAGCUGUACGAGUACGACCCGUGGCACCAGCCGUACGGCUACGCGCGCGACUACCAGCACGUGGGCUACGGCGGGCUGCUGCUGGGCCGCGGCGGGCUGCACGCGCAGUACAAGCCGGUGGAGUGGGGCGCGCAGCACGCGCACCACACUCACCACCCGCACCACCCGCACGCGCACCUCGACCCCGCCGCCUGCGCGCCCUACUCCUACCCCGCGGUGCCCGGUACCUAUGCCAUCCACAGCGUCUGGUUAAACUUAGCGACCUUCAAGAAAAGAGCAUAUGCGAUUCCCCUGGUGCUGCAGUCGUUCACAAGCGGCGGCAGUUACUUGCCACCAGGCCCGUACAAAUAUAUAGGUAUCCGUCAAACACACCUCCUCACAGGUAGUCGAGUGACAGACAAGGUGGCGGUUCCUUCAGAGUACAAGGCGGGCGGUAUAUUUUCAUUUUCAAAGAGAUUCCGCGCGCGGCGCGGCGCUCUAAUUGUGAUGAUUCAGCUGCGCCAGUGA